This is a messenger RNA of Bactrocera tryoni, 913 nucleotides long. Its product is annotated as serine/threonine-protein kinase fray2-like. The transcript has a single exon. NCBI's taxonomy places the organism in Eukaryota, Metazoa, Arthropoda, Insecta, Diptera, Tephritidae. The coding region runs from base 25 to 642 and encodes 205 amino acids. The record is from RefSeq and is a predicted model, not a curated record.
UCAGCGAGCGUAGGCACCGCAACGAUGACGACGCGCGACAGUCAGACCACUGCCAAAGUCACAACGACCGCCGCGACGAGCAUGACUUGUGACGAACACGAAUACGACGAGUAUUGUCCGGAGCAAUACGAUGCGCAUCAUCACCACCAUCACGGCUCUACACAGACACAGACGCAAACGCAGUGUGAGCGUGACCGAGAACGUGAACGCGAUCGGGAGCGCGAACGCGAACGCGAGCGCGAACGUGAUGCGCAUCAUCGCCACAGCUCAUCACGCGCUGGAGCUGCCGCGUCCGCACUGAAACACCAACGUGCCGCCACCUUCGAUGUGGCCGAUGCGCGCGACUACGAACUGCAACGACUGGGCAAUCGACGCUCACAACAGCAACAACAGCUGCAGCAGCAGCUGCAGCAGGCAACCGGCGGUGGUGGCAGCAGCAGCAAAUACCGUGGCGCUGAACAUCGCGGUGAGCGUACGCACGAUCGUGAACGCUCACGUAGCGAUCACCGCAUUGCCACCUACGCCUGCGACGAUACAGCGCUUUGCGGCAGCAGCAUUGGCGGUCAUCAAAAUCAUCUGGCCAAUGGUGGCGUCACACAGUCGAGCAGGCAGCAGCGGCGCGAAAAAACGUUCAAAGUAUGAUUUUUAGAGACGUCAUAAAAAUUUUCCCCUCCCUCUACGGAGGCGUACGGUAAACAUGCGACAGCAGCGGCGGCUUACAGUUGGUAAAUUGUUGCGGCAAUGAAUCAGCGUGGCAGUCCGGCGGCCAAUCGACGGCAGAGUUGAGCAACCGCAAUGUGGGCGUGUACUUGUGCGUUAAGUGGAGGGCAGUGUGGCAGCAGCGCGGCGGAUUUAUAAUAAUAAUUGUGUGCAACACAGCACAAAUUUCCAACACCAAAAGAAAAAACAAGAA